This is a messenger RNA of Doryrhamphus excisus (bluestripe pipefish), 1983 nucleotides long. Its product is annotated as protein SET. Gene Ontology annotation, biological process: nucleosome assembly. NCBI's taxonomy places the organism in Eukaryota, Metazoa, Chordata, Actinopteri, Syngnathiformes, Syngnathidae. The record is from RefSeq and is a predicted model, not a curated record. Gene Ontology annotation, cellular component: nucleus.
GUGCCAAUUGUCGUUUGGCGUCGACGCGUGUGAGAUUGGAGCGAGCAGAGGCUCUGAAAGGAGCACAUUGGCGUCGAGCGAGGAGACCUACUUUGAGAGGCGGAGCUCUCCAUCGCCGCUGAUGAAAGGCGCUUCCUCCUCCGGCAGCAACAGCAGCAGCAGCAGCAGCAGGCAGCAAGCUAGCUUACAGCAGCACGUUGCUGGCGUCACCGCUCAACUUUACGUCGCUCAGCGCUCUCCUGCACCGGGAGAACAACGGACAUCUUCGCCACCGGCUUCUCUCCACGACGCCCCCAAGUCUACCCAGCUCGAGACAACAUGUCGGCCUCGGCGGCUAAAGUCAGUAAAAAGGAGCUCAACUCGAACCAUGACGGCGCGGACGAGACCUCCGAGAAAGAGCAGCAAGAAGCUAUUGAACACAUUGAUGAAGUUCAAAAUGAAAUUGACAGGUUGAACGAGCAGGCCAGCGAGGAGAUCCUGAAAGUAGAACAGAAAUACAACAAACUCCGUCAGCCGUUCUUUCAGAAGAGAUCAGAACUGAUCGCCAAAAUCCCCAACUUCUGGGUCACCACAUUUGUCAACCAUCCACAGGUAUCUGCCCUACUCGGGGAGGAAGACGAGGAGGCGCUUCACUACCUGAGCAGGGUGGAGGUGACGGAGUUUGAAGACAUAAAGUCAGGUUACAGAAUAGAUUUUUAUUUUGACGAAAACCCGUACUUCGAAAACAAAGUACUUUCCAAAGAGUUCCACCUGAACGAGAGCGGAGACCCGUCUUCAAAGUCCACAGAAAUCAAAUGGAAGUCGGGAAAGGACCUGACCAAGCGCUCCAGCCAGACGCAGAACAAAGCGGGGAGGAAGAGGCAACACGAAGAGCCCGAGAGCUUCUUCACCUGGUUCACCGACCACGCCGAUGCCGGCGCCGACGAGCUCGGCGAGGUCAUCAAGGACGACAUCUGGCCCAACCCUCUGCAGUACUACUUGGUUCCAGACAUGGACGACGAAGAAGGCGAAGGUGAUGAGGAGGACGAGGACGAGGAGGGUCUGGAGGACAUAGACGAGGAGGCCGACGAGGAUGGAGAGGACGAUGAAGAGGAUGACGGAGAAGAUGGAGAGGACGACGAGGGAGAAGACGACUAAAGCUAUCAGCAGCCUCGCCCUCCUCACCUUUCUAUUCCCUAUUUGGUUUAUCAAGUCAUGUUCGGGAGCAAAGGUUUAUUUUUAUUUUAGUUUAUUUUUUUGUUUGUUUUUUUUUUAAGUCCGUGUGUGCUUCAUUCGACACUCUGAAGCCUCUCCACCCGUGGGUGCCAUGUUCUGUUUCUCCUUCGACUCGUCUAAGGCCGACGGCACUUUGCCCUGAAUUGUGAGUUACAUCCCCAGGGUCAUCAUCUCUGAAAAGAAAAUAAUAAUAAAAAAAAAACUAGAACGGGCUCGGCAUCCUGCGUAGAAUUUGAAGCCACUUGCCAGAUUCCGCCUGUCCAAGGUGGACUAAAGCCAUGGUGUAGUGAGCUAGCACUAGCAGACCUCAUCAAGUUCACUUUUUCCUUCAAAACGAGACAGCCUUUUCCCCGACGUGGUUAACAAGUAUGCUCAUUCCUUUGUCAUGUUCAGUGGGGCGGGAGGGAAGGGGGGGGGGGUUCAGCGUAUGUUGGCUACUGGGGGGGACGGGACAGGGAGGGAAGGGGUGGGGGUAUUUUGACACCAUUUCUAUGGAAGUUUUUUUUUGUUUUCAUUGUAUUGUUUUACAGAUAUCCAUGCAAAUUUGAAAUGACAUUUUUAAUAAAGAACAAAAUGGGUUAAAAAAACAAAAAAAAAAAAAAACACCACCACCAAGCUUGUAAAUUUUGGCCCCCACUCGCUUCAUGGAUAGAUCCAGUUCUUGUCAUUUACAUCCAUUCACCUUCCUUUUUCUCCUGGGGGGGAAAGAAAGUGUUUAAAGUUUGAGGUGUAAACUUGCUUUGUUUCAAUAAUAAAAUGUAAUGUGUA